Thlaspi arvense is the source of this 3527-nucleotide messenger RNA. The record is from the annotation of a GenBank genome assembly. Lineage: Eukaryota; Viridiplantae; Streptophyta; Magnoliopsida; Brassicales; Brassicaceae.
UUCUAUCACUCCAAGAAGCUAAAGUUAGUUUAAAUGCCCAAUCCUACCCAUCUGCGUUGAUGAACAUCGGAUUAAUACUAAUGUUAACAUUAUUCAAUCAAUUAAUCACAUAACAAUCAACCAAGAUACUUAAAAUAUGGGAAGACGGCACAGUGUGUUUAUCUGUAAUCCUAAGACGGGAGGUAGUGUUUCGUCUCUGGAAAUAGCUCCCAGUUAAUAAUAGACACGUGGAUAAGAGGACGACGACUUUCGCUUACGUUUCAGUUUCAGUUUCACCGCGCCGUUGAUUCGAAAAGUUUUCCCCAAUUGCGCAGCUUUUUUUUUUUUUGUGAAAGGAAAAACAAAUUUUCAAUUUUGAUCCCAAAAAUUUCGAAUCCCAUCGAAGGGGGAAACGUAGAUGAAACCCUGCUUAGAGUCCUGAAACUGCGGCCAGAGAAGACAAGUAGCAAACAAAAAUGGCGAAGAAAGUAGGCGCGAACGCUAUGGAUGACGUCGAUCGAUUGUUCCAGUGUUUUAAGUGUGGGAUUUCUCCUCCUGCCUCUGCUAUGAGAGAAAGGAAACGGAGCAAAACAAUGCUCAAUCCAGAGAAUAUCAUCACUUCUCCUGGGACCUGUAAGAACUUGCAGCCAAGUUCUUUGUCUGGGAAGGGGCAAAGAAAUCAUAUUGAUGGAAGUCUCAGUCUCAGUCGAGACUCUCUUUCUAGUUCCACGAAUGUGAAAAAGACUAUUGGGAGGCAGUUUUCACCGAUUGUGUUCUACGGUUCUCCAAAUGGCGUUCCUCCGAAAAGACCAUUGACUUUGUUAAGACUCUUGCGUGAGAUACGUAUUGAUCUCAGUGAAGAAAGGAAAGCUAUCUCCAGGAAAGGAGUUUGGGCUACGUUUCCUCGGCAAGACGAAGCGAUUAAGUUUGAGAAGAGGCAUGAGAAUGUGCGUGUUUUUAGUUAUCAAGAACAUUUUAGUGGGCAAAGAAGGUUUCUUGUUUCCAGUUAUGAAGAAUUCUGGAAGAGAUACAAAUCUAUGAAUCCAAGGCAUCGACAUCAUUAUGAAGUGAUUCAGGAGGGAUUGCCAUGCCAUAUGUACUUCGAUUUGGAGUUCAAUCUGAAAGAAAACGAAGGGAAAAAUGUGGAUGAGAUGGUUGAUAUCUUGAUAUCAGCCAUUUUAGAGGCCUUGCAUGAGAAAUAUGGUAUUGAAGGACAAGAAGAAUGGAUAGUGGAGCUCGAUUCCUCAACUAAAGAUAAGUUCUCUCGUCAUUUACUUGUCAUCAUUCCAAAGUUGGCCUUUAAGGACAACUCACACGUUGGUGCUUUUGUAAGAGAGCUAUGCUCAAGGAUAGCAAGUGCGAAGGAAAAAGAUGAAAGGUUGCGCAAGUUGUUUGUUCACAAAGAGGCUAAUGAUUCGGCGUCCUUGCUUUUUGUGGAUACUGCUGUUUACUCUAGAAACCGUUGCUUCCGUCUUGCACUAUCAUCAAAAGCUGGAAAGACGUCGGUUCUUCUACCUACAGGACGGUUCAAAUGCAAGGAUAUGGGUGAAGAAGAUGUUUUCAUGACAUCCUUAAUCUGCAACGUGGCAUCAGAUUGUGAGAAGCUUCUGGUUUGCAAGAUGGAGUCAGGCUGUAUGAAGACACUUUGCUUUGACACGGAGGUGAACAAUAACAGUAUUGUAAGACACCAUAAUGCUCAUAAAUUCCAAGUGGAUGCUUGCACAAGUGACAUGUCAACAUCCUACUUCGGGGGCAAGUCCCCGUUCCCGCUCCUGGACCAAUUCAUAGAAUCCAUUGCAUCCACCGGGAAUAUCUCAGGUAAGAUAAGGUGCUGGUACUGGUUUCAAGAAGAUAGCCUGAUUGUGUACAGCAUGUUAAGAAAUAGAUUCUGUGAACGAAUUGGCAGGGAACAUAAAGGCAAUCAUGAUUAUCGAUCUCCGAUACGUCCAGUUCCAGAUAGUUGCUUACCUGAAGAUAUAGUUUACCAUCAAGUAGAGACACAGAAUCUAUGUGGUAAGCUUUAUCCAGAAAGAGAAGGUUACAUUGAUAGCGAGUGCGAUCCGGAUAGUGUUUCUAGUAGAGGCUCAUGGUGGCUUGAAGCAGCUAGAGUCGCAGAUGAUCUUGAAAGCAAACCCAAGACACUGGAACCUCUUACCUUGGAAAAUUUCGAGGAAGAUGAUGAUGACUGGUGGUUAGCUGCAGAAGAGUCCUUAAAAGAAUCUCAUCUUUAAAGUCCUUCCCAAAAAUGCCCUUUGAUUUCUACAUUUGUGACCCGACCAAAGCCAAAAGACCAAUCUGGGUUCGUCUUAUUCCAUUUUCUCUCUUUAAAAACAGCCAUCGUAUCCUCCAAAAUCAUAAAAUCAUAAAAUCAACAGAUCCCUCAAAAUAAUUCAAUGGCUUCACUCCCAGUUUUCAUACCGGCCAAGUCGUUUCCUUCGAUCCUCUCACAUGAAACCUUGAUCAAUCACUUUCAGACCAAACUUCCCACACAUUCCUCAACAAUCACAAGCCCUGUGCGCCAAAACUACACCGUUUCACCACCUUCCUCUCUCCUCCUCAUGCCUUCUUGGUCAUCUUCUCCUUCUCUCCCUUACAUGGGGGUCAAGCUCGUGACCUACUUCCCUCAAAACUCCUCUCAGAACUUACCUGGCAUCCAUGGAUCCUACACACUCUUCAGCUCCACCACAGGACAAACCCUAGCUUCAAUGGACGGUACCGUUCUUACCCUUUACCGUACUUCCUCUGUUUCAGGCUUAGGCUCCAAAAUCCUAGCUAGAGACGAUAGUCAGGUGCUGAUCAUGGUUGGUUCCGGUGCUCUCGCGCCACACCUGAUUAAAUCCCACCUAGCUGCGAAACCAAGCUUGAGAAGAGUGAUCAUAUGGAACAGAACUCCUCAAAAGGCUCAGGUUUUAGCUGAAACUCUCUCUAAGGAUCCUCAGCACACCGAGAUCACAUUCGAGAGCCACGAUUCGUUAGAUGAAAUCGUUCCUCUUGGAGAUAUCAUAAGCUGUGCGACAAACUCAACUGUUCCGUUGGUCAAAGGCGAGUUCUUGAAACCCGGAACUCAUCUUGACCUUGUUGGUUCGUUCAGCCAUGCGAUGAAGGAAUGUGACGACGAGGCGAUACAGAGAGGGAGUGUGUUUGUGGAUAACGAUAUCGCGAUGGAAGAAGCUGGAGAGCUCGUGGGAGCGUUUGAGAGAGGAGUGAUCAAGAGAGAAGAGAUCUGUGGGAAUUUGGUUGAGUUGAUAAAAGGAGACAAAGCGGGGAGAAAGAGUUCAACGGAAAUAACGGUUUUUAAGUCUGUUGGUUCGGGUACUGUGGAUCUCUUAGCUGCACAACUCGUUUACGAGAAUUAUCUCAGCCGUUCUUGAGUUGUGAAUCUUUUUUCAGAAGUUGUCACUUGUCUCCUAAAUGAAAGAACAUAUUGAUAUGGUUGUAUCAACGAUACAUUGACAUAAGCCAUUUGUUAAAUUAGAUGCAGUUUUCUUGUCAAAAAUUUGGAAUUGUUGAAAGUCUGUCACAGGUGAAGCAAGAAAAGACUUGUUGGC